This is a messenger RNA of Pelmatolapia mariae (spotted tilapia), 4008 nucleotides long. RefSeq names its product myc box-dependent-interacting protein 1 (gene bin1a). Gene Ontology annotation, cellular component: plasma membrane; cytoplasm; synaptic vesicle. NCBI's taxonomy places the organism in Eukaryota, Metazoa, Chordata, Actinopteri, Cichliformes, Cichlidae. Gene Ontology annotation, molecular function: tau protein binding; phospholipid binding. The coding region runs from base 242 to 2179 and encodes 645 amino acids. The transcript is spliced from 20 exons. The record is from RefSeq and is a predicted model, not a curated record.
CUCCUCCUCUCCUGUCAGGGUCGCGCACACGCAGCAGUGCAAUAUUAGAGACUACAAGCUAGCUUUCUGCACACAUAUUUCCCCACAGGUACAUCAUAACCUCACACAACUACACCUGUCCUCGUUGUUUCUCAACUGGACAUUGAUGCAUUUGCCUCAACGGUAACCGUAGCGGUCCCUCCGAUCGUUAUUGCUUUUAUUCCCUUCCCUCCCGCAUCCAAAGACUGAUCUACGCUACAAGAUGGCUGAGCUGAAUUUGGGGAAGGGGCUCACUGCAGGGAAAGUGGCCAGUAACGUGCAGAAAAAACUAACCAGAGCGCAAGAAAAGGUUCUGCAGAAACUUGGCAAAGCAGACGAGACCAAAGAUGUCGCUUUUGAAGAGGGAGUAAUCAACUUCAACAAACAAUAUACUGAAGGCAGCAAACUCCAGAGGGAUUUAAGGGCAUACCUCGAGGCUGUGAAAGCCAUGCAUGAGUCCUCUAAGAACCUUCAGGCAUGUCUAGCUGACAUGUAUGAGCAAGACUGGUAUGGCAAGAAUGAAGUGGACUCCAUUGUGGAGGAUUGUGAUGUGCUUUGGACUGAUUACCACCAGAAGCUGGUUGAUCAUGCUCUCAUCUCCAUGGAUACUUACCUGGGCCAGUUCCCUGAUAUUAAGGCUCGUAUAGCUAAAAGGGACAGGAAGCUGGUAGAUUACGACAGUGCCAGGCAUAACUAUGCCGUGACACACAAAACCAAGAAAAAGGACGGGGGCAUUAAAAUUACUAAGCCCUCAUCCUUGUUGGAAAGGGCCACUCCAGGAUGGGCUCAGGGUAUCCUGUCUGCACACAAUGUUGCCCAAAGUAGUCUUUCCAGGAGCCAGGCUGAGGAGGAGCUGGAAAGGGCCCAGAAGGUGUUUGAUGAGAUUAAUGCUGACUUGCAAGAAGAGCUGCCAUCACUUUGGAACAGUCGUGUUGGGUUUUAUGUCAGCACCUUCCAGAGUUUGGCUGGUUUUGAGGAGAAGUUUCACAAAGAAAUGAGUCGGUUGGAUCAGGAUAUGUAUGACAUCCUGGAGAAACUGGAGGAAACAGACACAACUAGCAAGACAGGUAUCUGCGGCGCCUCAUCAUCAGGAGCAAAUAGGAGUGGUAAAGAGGCAUCUAACCACACUCUCAGGCCAGGAGGACCACCCCCGAUCCCCAAAUCCCCAUCCAAGCUCAGACCAGCAGUGCCUCCUCCACCCAAGGUGACACCAUCUAAAGAGCUAAAAACAGAGAAUAUCAUCAACCUUUUUGAUGCUGCAGCUACUCCUGAUAUCAACGUCACCUCCCCUACAGAGUUUGACAGUCCUGCAGUGAGCAACCUGUUGGACAUGGACCUGGAUUCUUUCAGUGCAGCAACCAAAGCCUCCACGGUCACACAGCCUGCAAACUGGGACUCAUGGCCUGAGGACAGUGGUGGCCAAGAAGAAGCGACCACACAGCACUAUGACCCUGUGGCUGCUGCUACAGAGGCCUGGGGGGAUGAUGGUUCGCAGCCUGUCCACUAUGAUCCCAUCACAGCUGCUACAGAGGGCUGGGGGGAUGACGGAACCCAGCCAGUUCGCUAUGACCCUUUGGCUGCAGCUGAAGAGGGAUGGGGGGAUGAUGGAAACCAGCCGGUUGAUUAUGACACCGUAGCUGAAGCCCAAGAGGGCUGGGGCGAUGAGGAAAGCCAACCAGUUGCAGAGGUGCCUGCCACAGACUAUGAAACACCUGCAGAUGAGGCUCCAGCAGACGCAGUUGAGGAGGAAGCCCCCCCAGCUGCUGCUGUGUUGGAUAAUGAAGAGGGUCAGGGAGACUCUGCAGCUGCAGCAGCUGAACCAGCUACACCAACUGCACCGGCUGCACCAGUAGUGGAAGAAGCAGCAAAGGAGGAAGAGGAGACACCUGCAGUAGCAGCAGAAUCAACAGAAGUAGCAUCAGAAUCUGCAGAGAUGCCUCCUGGCUUUCUGUUCAAGGUCCAAGUGAUGCACGAUUAUGCUGCCAAUGACACAGAUGAACUGGAGAUGAAGGCCGGUGAUGUGGUGCUAGUAGUGACUUUUGACAACCCUGAAGAACAGGAUGAAGGCUGGCUGAUGGGAGUAAAGCAAGACGACUGGCAGCAAAACAAAGAAAACGGCACUAAAGGAGUAUUUCCCGAAAACUUUACCCAGAGGCUGUGAGGCUGCCUCUUAUCUACAAGAGGACAGGACCUCAGUCCGGCUCCUUCUUUAUGUUUCUCUUCCUCUUGCCCAUUUUCCCUUUCUUGCCCUGAUACUGUAUCUUUCCUAGGACUUUGGCCAUAAAAGCAGAGCUGUCACAGCCCUGGAUGAAAUCAUGCAUUUCUAAGGUCUGCUACACUGUGCUCAAAGUGGAUGUUGGCAUUUCUGUGGAUUUCUGCCAACAUUUACAAAUUACAGAUGUAGCCAUUUCACAGGUUUCACUUUCAGCAGUUUUUCGCUGCAAUUACCUGAUAUUUAAGGAAGUGAUUGGAGACUCGAGCUCAUACUGAAUAAAUGCAAGGAUGGUGAGCCCUGAAAUGGUUGCAGCUGAAAUGGCAUUAAAAUCUUUUAUCCUUGAUCACUCGUCAUCAUGCGAAAGAUGUCGACUGACAUGUUUUAAACUGGGAAUGAGAUAUCAAGGACCGUUUGUAGUUAGUAUGAUGUCAGGUGUAGCUGAGCGUCUUACACCCACAUCAAUCUAAAGAUGGAUUUUUUAAGAGAGUGUAAGGCUGAGCAAAAGGUAAAAACACUUCACUUUAGUAGAAACAGUCACUAAGCAGAUUAAAAUGCUGAAAAAAUCGAACCAACUCCUAGCUUGCAACUUCACUUUCCUUCUAACUUUGAACUCACAUGGUACUGAAACCUCAUCAGCCCAGCAGCAGAUCCUUAACUAGGACUGGAGUUCUCGGAUUAGUGAUCACACUCCUGAUAUGAUGCCAUUGGCACAAACUCCAUUGGAUAAAACCUGUCCUUUAUCCCUAUUUUAACUGUUUACUUAUAGAAGAUUGGCCCUUGGUUGUUGUAUUAGUUUAGACUCUGUGGUGGUAUAGGUAGUAUGAACCUGUUGUUAAAAUCCAAAUAAAUGCAUAUGUUGUUAACUGAUCAACAUAUUACUGGAUUUACAUUACUGGACAACAGUCAAGUAAACAAGGAAUCCAUAAUUAUGAUUUCUGGUCUGGGAGUCUCAUAUGGUAUUAAUGACUAAUUGAUCAAUUAUUUUUGACUGUUGUUUUUUUUUUUGUUUUUUUUUUACCUUAUCAAGCGAUUUCAAAUAUGCAUUAGCCUGGCUUGCUGAAAGCUAGCCUACAAAAUACAGAAACAAGAAACUGCUACUGGUAGUAUAAUAGUUUAUAGAUAUGGCAACACCCUUAUACUAAUCAAAUAUGUAAUAACUGAGCCAGCCUCAUUAACUAAAUAAAUAAAUAAAUGUGCCGAAAACAGUUCCCUCUGUUUGCAAAGAGACUAUUUAACUCACAUGCAGAUGAUUAUGAAUAUGCACCAGAGCAACUUCUUUUAUUUUUAUAUGCUGCCAAGCAAUGAUUACAUAUAGCCUAAUGUAACUAUGUCAUCAGAAUUGCCAACUGAGGAUGUUAUGGAGUGUUUUGUACUUCUGUAAGGUUUACUGCUCUCGACGUAGCCGCGUAGGUAGUUAAAACUAUCUCACAUUCAGUCAUUCAUUCAGUCACUGAAUUAACAGCGAUUCUCAUGAUGUUAUUAACAUGUAAUAAGUCUGAGAGAAAAUGUACGUGUGUACGAUUGUAUGUGUGUGUGUUUAUGAGUUGUUUGAGAUCAGAAAUCUUUAUCUAUAGGCUAUUGUUAUUGGAUGAUACCACCGCCACAACCUACCAGGGGAAGUUUUUCUGACCGGACAAGGGCAACUCAAAUGUAUUUGGGCCUUUUUCCACUGGCUGGUAUUACGGUUCCAGGUGUUAUUGUGCAUUUGUUGUGUAUAAGUGUAAUUUUACCAAGCUGUGAUGACAGAUACAUAUUCUAUAAAGACAUUCAUAUUG